Messenger RNA from Colletotrichum costaricense, 435 nucleotides. RefSeq lists its product as uncharacterized. Lineage: Eukaryota; Fungi; Ascomycota; Sordariomycetes; Glomerellales; Glomerellaceae. The record is from RefSeq and is a predicted model, not a curated record. The coding region runs from base 1 to 435 and encodes 144 amino acids. The transcript has a single exon.
AUGUCGUCACAACAGCCCACUGCGCACCGUGGCUGGGAUGUUACACAUGUAACAGCCCUGCCAGCAGUCUACAUCGGAACGCACCCGGUCGACAGAUACCGGUGGGUUAGAGAUGUUGCAGGUGGCUGGAUCGGAAUGGUCCUCUGCCGGCUCGAGGGCGCCGCAAGGCCUCAAUUCGUUACGGUCCAGGAAGCGCCGGACCUCACCAUCACGCAGUUCAAGGCCUUGGCCAAAUCGACCCACCCGAACAUGGUGCAGCUUUUUGGCCUUUUCCUGGGUGAUAGGGCGUACAUCACAUACGAGGUCAUAGACCUGGACGUCUUCGAACUGGACCUCACCAGCGAGCGAGAGAUUGCUGCCGUUCUCUCUCAGGUGCGUGGCCUCACCUAUUGGUCGGUCGAGGUGGUGACGCUCAGCCUCGUAGGUCCUUUCUAG